Sturnus vulgaris (Common starling) is the source of this 1402-nucleotide messenger RNA. NCBI's taxonomy places the organism in Eukaryota, Metazoa, Chordata, Aves, Passeriformes, Sturnidae. The record is from RefSeq and is a predicted model, not a curated record.
UUGGCCCACCCAGUCGCCCAGCUCUGAGUUUUCACUGGGUGUCUUGGUGCUGCUGGCUGUCCUCAUGGUGCUGCUGUGUCUGGUGACCAUCCUUGGAAACAUCCUGGUGAUCCUUGCUUUCGUUAUGGACAGGAACCUCAGGCAUCGGAGUAACUAUUUCUUUCUGAAUCUUGCUGUUUCUGACUUUGCAGUGGGUGCAUUCUGCAUGCCGUUGUACAUCCCUUAUGCCCUGACAGGGACAUGGCAUUUGGGAAGAAGCCUGUGCAAGCUCUGGCUGGUCAUGGAUUAUCUCCUCUGCACAGCUUCAGUAUUUAACAUAGUUCUUAUCAGCUAUGACCGUUUCCUGUCAGUUACAAAAGCUGUGUCUUACAGAGCCCGGCAAGGAAUAAUGUCCAGCCCUGCCAUCAAGAUGGUGGCCAUCUGGGUCUUAGCAUUCCUCCUGUACUGCCCAGCCAUCCUGUUUUGGGAGCACGUGGCUGGACACAGUGUGGUAGCAGUGGAUCAGUGCUACGCCGAGUUCUUCAACAACUGGUACUUCCUCCUGUGUGCAUCCACCCUGGAGUUCUUUGUGCCACUGCUCCUGGUGACCUACUUCAACGUGCACAUCUUCCACAACAUCCAGAGGCGCCAGCGGCGCGGCAGCGUGCAGGACUGUGAGUCUGCAAGGAGCAGCAGCCUGUCCUGGAGGUUUUGUGCCUUGCCAAGGCCAGGGGCAUCAUCUGCUUCAUCAGAAGCAGAGGACAGUGUUUCAUCACUAACGAGGCCAUGGAGACCAGCAGUGGUGGCUAAUGGUCCAUCUCGAACAGAAACUGGCUCCACAGCUCUCAAGAGGAACUUCUCUGCUUCCUUCUGUUCAAAGACUGGAUCAAAACUGCAACGGGACAAGAAAAUAGCAAAGUCUCUUGCCAUAAUUGUCUGUGUGUUUGCCAUUUGCUGGGCCCCUUACUCUUUAUUAAUGAUUAUUCGUGGGGCCUGCCAGGGAACCUGUGUCCAUAACUUCCUGUAUGAAGCAACCUUUUGGCUUUUGUGGAUCAAUUCCUCUUUGAACCCAUUUCUUUAUCCUCUCUGUCAUAUGAGGUUUCGAAUGGCUUUUCUGAAGAUAUUAUGUCCCAAAAAGUUUGCAACAUUGAGAUCUGGUAACACUUUAUAGAGGUGAAAGAAAUGUCUUACAGAUAAGGUUCCUCUGUUAUUUAGUGAUACCUUUUCAUAUGUAUUGUCAGCAUAAAUAGAGGAAAAAGCAAUUUGUUUACUAAUUACAUUGUUUAAGAGUGCAGCAGAGUUAUGUAGUUGCCCUGAUAUUGCUAAUUUUCAGGAUGUCAUUUUUGGUUUUGCUGGUAUGAUGCCAGAUUAAUUACCAUCUAGUGCAUUGAAAAGAAUAACAAGCUUUGCUGGAUGUCCUCUU